AUAAUCUGAUUGAAAUUGUAGCAAUCACUAGUGCAAGGUCGGUCGACUGGUGACAAAAUAGGAGGGAUAAAGAUGUUAUAGUAAUUUACGAGUUCUAAAGAGUGGUUAAUCAUGUAUGAUACAAUUCGAAAUUCAAAAAGUAGAUUGCAUGUUUGUGAACCAGCGUCGGUCCGGUGGUGACAAAAUAGAACCAAAUUGAUAACCGAAUUGAAUAAUGAAAAAAGUGGCUCAAUUUACAUAAAUAAAAUUAUAUUCCUUCUGAUUUACCAAGCUAUGAUGGUCUGAUAAUAAUUUAAAAGAAUUUAGAGAUAUUUUAAAAAUGAUAAUAGCCUUUCUAAUUUACUUAUUAGUUUUAGAUUUAUCUUACAGAUACUUAACUCAACAACUUUUUUACUUAUAGAAACAUAAAUAUCCAUUAUUUAUACAUAUUAGUAAGAAUAUAAAAUAUAUAUUUAAGGAUUGAUUGGGAAGUUUUUAAAUUCUAGCAUUUUCCAUCAUUUUCUUGUAAGAUCCACUGAAGUUUUCUCAAAAUCACUAACACGUUUUGGUUAUACAGUGAUACAAAAUGAAAUCUCUAAUAUCAAAUAAGUUUACUAAACCAAAAACCAAAUAUCAUGUGACAGUUUUAGUAAAUUUUAGAACAAAAUAACAAAUAAACUCUCCGUUUUUUUGGAGAUUAGAAGAUCAAAAUAGGAUGCUCGCAGUUGGGAGUGUCUUUUUCUAUUCUACUCAGAGUGGAAAAGUCGUGGAAGAGGCAGGAGUCAUCUUCAUUGUCUCUUCGGGGUCCGUUGUAUUUGAACAAUACCUGCCCAAACGGUUAAAACAAAUAAGAACAAGAUAUAAAAAGUGAUAGAGAAGCGGAAGCUAAGAGAUCAAGGAUUCGACAAGAACUCGAUGAGAACUCGCAGAAUCGAAGGAAGCUUGUUGUAGUUGAUACUCUCAACGCAAACAAGGGGAACUUUGAUGAUGACGAUACUCUCGACAAGAUCAAAGAAAGCUAGAGUACUCCUGUAAGUGCUUUGAUAAGCUCUGAUUGCAAUUGCAAAUUAUAUUCAAUAAACGUAUCCCUUUACAAAGAAGAAAGCUCAAUAUAUAAACUACGUAACUAGAUCCUAAUCUCAAAAGGAUUGAUGAUUAUCCAAACAUAAAUAAAAUAAAGAAAAUGAAAACAACACUCUUAAGUCGGCUAAGGCCUUAAUGAUACGUACGGCCCAAGCAUCCAAUGAUCCGCUACAUCAAAAAGUUUAUUUUAUUACUUAUGAAAGAAAUCUUACCAGAAAUCAAAUUAAGUAUAGCUAUAGAGAAUUAAUAAAAUAAAGAGCCGGCAGAUAUGAAAAUUAGAAAGAAAAAGAUUUAAUCAAUGAUAGAGGGAAUGAGGAAUUGUUGAGAACAGAUAAUUAUCAUGAAUUUUCAAGACUUAUGGUGGUUUUAUGAAGCUGUACCAAUCACUACAAUUCCUUUAAGGGUCAAAUCGUUAAUGGAUAGAACUUACACUUAUAGAGAGUUGUUCUUAGAGAUCACCUUUACUGAAACUUAAAAUAUCUAAUCUAUUAAAACUAAAAUACAAAUUAAAAUUAACCAUCGUUUCACCUUUGAUAUUACAAGUUUAUGCUACUGGCCUAAACCAUGAUUAAUAACAUUAAACCACCUCUAUUUAAUUGAUUUAUUUAACUAUUUCUUAUUUCUUCCUUUAGCCAAUCAUAACUCUUUUAGAAUUUGGAAACACACCAAAAACAAAUCUAUCCUCAUGCCUUAUAUUGCUUCAUUAACCUAUGUACGAAAAACCUAAACCAUAGAAUUAUCAUAAAUUUAGUCAACAAAAAUUCAACACGAAUUGAACAUGACACAUAGUCCUCAGAUAAAAAAAAACUCUUAAAGUUUGCAAAAAUCAUAUGCUUAUUCUCCCGAUUAGAUAUUAAUAUAAAAAAUUAAUAACAAACUCUUUAUCAUGUUAAGAUUUUUUUUUAUAUCACUAAAUAAAAUGCCAUGUCGGUUUGUAUAGAUUUCUAAAUCUUGAAUAAGAAUCUGGUUUUUUUUGUGAAAAAAUUCAUGCCAAACCAUAUACUGAAACUAAAGUUUGUUAACGAUGAUUAUUAUAUUUGAAGUGUUAUACUCAAUCAAUUAUAGAAACCUACAAUCAAGGACAUUUGAAAUAUAAUUCCUAUUUUUAGGUAUGAAAUUAACCAAAUUGUAUCAAUCUUACUAACAGAAUCUCCACAUUCCUUUCAAUUUUUAAAAUGUAAUUUAUUGAACCACAUAAGAAUAUUCAUAUUUUAACAACAUCCUAAUUAUUCGAACUAAUUUAUAAUAACAAAGCUAAAUCUCUUAUCAUAACUAAUAGAUAUAAAUAUUAUUUUUUCUAAUAUGUAUUCUUCACUAACUAUAUGUUAAUAUAUUUUAGUGUUUAAGUUUUUAAAAUAAAAUAUAAAAAAUGUGAAAAAUCUGAAUAUUCAGCUUUUAAUGCAAAAACAUAAACGAAAAGAGAUUAUGAUCAAUUAGUUAGACUAUUUAAUGUUUACAUAUCAUAUAUUAUACAUUAAAUUAUAGGAUAAUUAAUAUAAGAAAUAAAAUACCAGUCCUUUUCUAAUAGACUAAUACUACCACAUAAACAGAAAAUAUUUAAAAACAUAUUUUACAAACUAUAGAAUAUUUGAGAACGAUAUUUGAUACACAUUAAAUUACAAUAUAAUCUAUAAUAUAAAAUUAAAAGAAAAUGAUAUUCCUUCUUUAAUACUACCGUUAUUUAGACAAAAAAAUUGACUUCAUAUUAAAUUAUUUGUUCUUUACUAACCAUAUAUGAUUUACAUUUAAUUGUAGGUCAGUCGAUAAAGGAAAUUAACAAUAUUGAAUAUUCCUAUUAUAAUACUAUCACAUAAAUGAAAAUAUCAAUUGUUGAAUUAAAUUUAUUUUUUACAAACCAUAUUUCUAAGAGAAAUUUUUUGGGAUAGCAUCUUUUAAGUUUUUGUUACAAAAUAGUCUUCAAUGAAGAAAAUACCCAAAAUAAGUUUUAUUGAAGGGUUAACUAAUCUAGACUUAAGGUUUAGAGUUAAGGAGUUGAGUUUUGGGGAUAGAGUUUCAAAUUUUAAAAAAUAAAUAUUAAAAUUUUCAAAAUAAAAAAGCUAUUUUAGUUAUUUUCUUUCUUGAGGACUAUUUUUGUGACAAAAACUUAAAAAUGUUACUCGUGAGAAUUGCCAUGUAUGUAAUACAUUUCAUUAUAAAAUAAAAGUAUGAAUAUUCCUUGAUCCGCCAUAAAGAAAAAAUAGAAUAUAACCUAUAAAAUGGUUUGAAAGAUCUUUACUUAGACUAAUCUUUUUCAACAACUACUUACUCAUACCAUAUAUAUAUAGCAUCAUUCAUACGGUUUUUUUAAAUCUAUUCAUAUUCACCAAAACAAAUAAAACAUAAACAAAUAAAAUAUAUUCAUCGACUUCACUUUUUUAUUAAAGAUGUAAAACCACUUAAAACUGAAUGAAGAGUUUAAGUGAAAUUGUUUAUUUCUAGAAACAAAACACCAACUACGAAGAAAAAUCACUUGAAUUUUCUUAGAAGAUGAAUAAGCAAGUCCUAAUUUUUUUUUACACAAUUCUUAAAAUGUAUCUUUUUAUAUAAUAGUACUGUAUUUAAUUUUGUGUCCAGAAGGUUAAAUUCCAUGCUUAUGCAAGGAGAAAAUAUAUGUUUAGACCAACAAACCUUCAAUAUAGAAUGUAACACUUUCAAGCUUUUGUGCAGAUAGCAACUUCCAUAUAAAGUGACAAUUUGAAACAAUAAACUAAAUUAUUGUAUUCACACGAUAGAAUUUUUUAAAAUGUAAUAAUAUACAAUUAGUUAUAUGAAAAAUGUUAAAAUAUAUAUCACCAAUUAUAAAAAGUAAAUAUUUAUUUUUGGAAAGGGUUAAGAAUUUAACCGGUGUGAGAUAUUACAUUGUUCGGGGAACUCUAGAUAAAGAAAACAAACACCCACACGGACGUGUAAUACAAAAAAAAACUAUGAUACAUAUUAUUAAUUGAUGCAGAAGAAAAUUUUACUUAUUAGGAAAGAUUAAAAAAACUCGAUUAAUUGAUAAAUGUAAAAUAUAGACGAAUCUAUAUAGAAGAUGUUCAUCUUGUAUGAUAAGUUCGUUCUUAGUUUCCUCUACUUGACGGCGAGGUUUAUGCACUUCAUAUAUGCUAACCAACGUCCUCCAGGCUCCAUCUACAGAUAAUUGAUGCUCUUCAACUGUACGUAUACUAUAUGCACUUUUUGACAGUUAGUAGAAAUCACUUUUAUAGAAACUCAAAAUAUAUUAUUAUUAUGUGUGAUACAAAAAAAAACUAUGAUACAUAUUAUUACUUGAUGCAAAAGAAAAUUUAACUUAAGAAAGACUAAAAGAAAAACUCGAUUGAUAAAUGUAAAAUAUCCAUACCCGAAUCUAUAUAGGAGUAUUACUUAAGUAAGAUUCAUUAAAUAAAUUUUGGGGGUCUUUCAUAUCGAAAACUUGCUAUAUCCAUUCGAUAUGCUUUCUAUAAAAGGAACACUAGUUUCAAGUGACCGUACCUGUCUCACGAUCAGUGCAUCUCUUUUCUCCGACACAAUAUUUUCGUCUCCCAUAGAAAAUUGUAACAUUUCCUUCAUUAAUUCUCCCACUUUCCCUUUCAAGUUCCCCUAGAAAAAUUAUCAUAUAUCUUCACUUUUCCGUUUUGUUUUCCCGGAACCCUAGAUUUAUUUCACAUAUAUACGCCCUAAUCAAGCUCACGAUCCAAUAUAACUAACAAACAAUGGAGGCAGAGAACGAUGAGGCCACUAAGGGACAUGACAAUACGUUUAGCUUACAUAGUAUUUUAUUCAUCGUCCAAGUCUCAGCCGGCCUAGCCUUCGCUGGUUACUGCGGUUACCCGGCGAUUGUAAAUGUACUUGAAGGAUUCAUACUUUGGUUCGAUUGGUUCCGUUUGGUUCUAAGAAACCUUUUCUUCAUUUUUAUCAUCCUUAACGCUCUCAUCGCCUCCAUAUACUUUACUUUCCUCAAAGCCACCGAGAAAAAGAAACCGAGUCUCCGUGAUGAAUAUAUCACCGCCGUACCAUCCGACGUCCGCUCUUCGCCGGAGCAGUCUUUUUCCCCGAUGGAGGUUGGAGAUUAUGGUGGUGGUGGUGGUGGACAUUAUAAUAACUCUUGUUACCCGGAGAGUGUGCAGCAGUUUCAAGCGGUUAAUACGGUUGUGGAGAGCAGCUGUUGCGAACGAGUGGUGAUGGAGACGAACUCCAAGAGUUACAAGAGGAUGAUGAGCUCGGAGAAGAAGAUGAAGAAGACGAGGUCGUCGACGACGACGGUGGAGUAUCAUCAAAGGAUGGAAUCGGAGAGAGUGAUGAAAACGGCGUCGUGCAGGUCGUCGCGGGACAUGAUGGAUGAGUUGAGCAACGAGGAGUUUCGUAUGACGAUUGAGACUUUUCUCAUGGAGAAGAAGAUGAUAUAUCACUGGCAAAACGGCGUCGUUGAUCACCGGCAAAACGGUGGCCCUCAGCUGCAAUACGGCGACGCUGACCAGUGUCACAACGGUGUUCCUCAAUUGCAAAACGGCGUCCCUUAUCACUGGAAAUACGGUUUCCCUCAGUUUCAAAACGGCGCCGUUCACCAGUGGCAAAACGGUUUCCCUCAGUUGCAAAACGGAGGCGUUCACCAGUGGCAAAACGGUUAUCCUCAGUUGCAAGGGCAGCCUGAUAACGAUGAGACUGGUCGUAGGCUCGUGGGUGGUUCUGGCUCUACUAGUAGUCAUGGUCCGCACUUGGCUAUUUUGGAUUAGAGCGAGGCGACUAUGUAGAAGUAACAAGAAAAUUAUUCUGAAUUUGAUUCUCUUAUAUCUUUGGAAAUUUUGAAUUUUUCGAGACUUUUAUAGUUUUUUAUUGUAGUUUAUGUUUCAAAUUUUAAUUUUGGUUGUUUUUUAUGGCCAGUAAUUAAUGAUGUAUUACUAAUACAAAUGAUGCUCCUAUAAAUUUCUGUCACACCGAAUGAAAGGUUGGCACUUUUUGACAUAAAAACUCAUUAACUGGACGUUCCAUAUAAUAUAGUCGUUAUACAAAUAAGAUGCAAGCGAGCAAGAAUGUGAAGACAAUUUGAGUAAAAAACAAUGUUUAGCAAAAAUGUGUGCCACUCUAUUUGCGUCUUGAAGGAUCCUCAUACUCUGUUUGGAGGAUGCCACUUAUUGACUAGUUAGGGGUCAAAAUGGUUAUAUAAUAUUUUGUUUACUCAGCACGCCAGCCAAAUUGCUCCAUCUAUUUUGUUUUCAAAGUUCAAACUAGCCACUAUAUAUUUUGCUAAUGGAUACCGUUUGAAAGAUUAAGCCAUCAGUACUGUGAAAAUUUUAAAAUUAAUCAUGUUCGUUAUUAUCAAAAAAAUUUGAAUCUUUUUCAUAGUUGAUUCGAUGCAUGAAUAUAAAAAGGAUAGAGCAUACGCUUAAAUUUAACAAUGGACAUAUAUAUCAGUUAUUUAAAAUAUAUGGUUCCACUAAUUAGCUUGAGUAGUAUUAGAGCAUCUAUGGACAAGUCUCUCAAAGUUUGUCUUCAUAUUAUUUUAUUAAUAAGUUAGAUAAAUAACUAAAUUUCAAAAAUUAAACUAAAUUUCAGUGGAUACAAGAUGGACAAAAUAGCUUUGCAGUUUCUAAAAAAUAUUGAAAAGUCUCUUAAAAAAGAAGGUUUUUCUUUGUCUUCUUCUCUCUUACUUUUUUUUUCUUUUUUUUUACUGUCUUUUUUAUUAUUUUAUCUAGAUAGAAACUCAUCUAAAAGAGCAUCAUUGACGCAUGUUCUUAAAAACUUAAACGACGAACUAAGUUUAUUUUUCUGACAAACAUAUGUUAAAACAUAUGCUUUUAAAAAAAAAUCACACAUUUUUUAUUCUUGAAGCAAAUGACAUUACAUAUAAUUCAUUAAAUAAAAGGUACUAAAUCAUGUCAUUGUAGGUCCAAAUACAUGUAAAAAGCCUAGGUUUUUUUUUUGACUAACAAAAAAAAAAAGCCUAGGUUAUAACAUGAUGAUCAACUCAUUCUCACGAGCGAAA
Molecule: messenger RNA, 7024 nt
Organism: Brassica rapa (field mustard)
Lineage: Eukaryota; Viridiplantae; Streptophyta; Magnoliopsida; Brassicales; Brassicaceae
Source: RefSeq, a predicted model, not a curated record